AUGGAUCAAACAACUCCAAAAGAUUUAAUUAAAAUUAGUACCGAUCAAACUGUUACUACAUUAACUACACAAACAUCUCAACCUAAACAAGUUAUAUUAGAUGAAGAUUCUUAUACCGAGGCAAUUAGUGAAAUUAUUAAAAGAGAUUUUUUCCCCUCUCUUAUAACUUUGGAAGCUCAGAAUGAUUAUGUCGAUGCUUUGGGUACGAAUGAUCCUGAUGUUAUUCGAGAAGCUACAAUUAAAUUAACCAAUUUGACAACACCAGCUAAUAAGACACCUGAAACUCCUUUAACAUCCAGACAAAUUGGAGAAUGGGACACACCAGCAUCUACAACCAGUAGAUCAACAAAUUUAUUUAAGGCUCACGAAUCCUUGGAGAAAAAUUAUGAUACAAACAUGUCUUUAGAUUCUUUUCAAACAAAAUAUACUAGCGAGGACAAUGCUUCAUAUCCUUUUAUUUCUUCUUUCGAUUGA
This is a messenger RNA of Entrophospora sp. SA101, 474 nucleotides long. The record is from the annotation of a GenBank genome assembly. NCBI's taxonomy places the organism in Eukaryota, Fungi, Glomeromycota, Glomeromycetes, Entrophosporales, Entrophosporaceae.